Ostertagia ostertagi is the source of this 360-nucleotide messenger RNA. The record is from the annotation of a GenBank genome assembly. Lineage: Eukaryota; Metazoa; Nematoda; Chromadorea; Rhabditida; Trichostrongylidae.
AUGCUCGUUCAGAAUCGAGGAAUUUCUACUCGUAUGUUGUACAGCCGUUCAGCCAAAGGAAAUGUCUCCAUUCAGGAUCCCUCGCCGGAUGGAAGCUAUGUGAUACUUGAGAACACACAUCGCUCCAGAGAAGAACCCAUUGGAGGGUGGAAGCUCAAGAGGAAGAUAGAUGGAAAACAUGAAAUCGUCUACACGUUCCCUGCGGAUUUCGUGCUCAAAGGCGGAAAAAGUGUGAAAUCUGGCAAACGACAAGGUGGAAUUCACGAUCCUCCCGAAUCCCUUGUAUUCGAUUCUGAGAAUUCAUUCGGUAACGGUUCGAACGUGCAAACGAUGCUCUUCGACAAAGAAGGCGAAGUACGC